Molecule: messenger RNA, 2662 nt
Organism: Lolium perenne
Lineage: Eukaryota; Viridiplantae; Streptophyta; Magnoliopsida; Poales; Poaceae
Product: B3 domain-containing protein Os03g0620400
Molecular function (GO): DNA binding
Source: RefSeq, a predicted model, not a curated record
AUGUGGGGUCUGGUUCUCGCGCCUCCUCAUUCCGACAUAGAGAGAGAAGGGGAUGCAAAGGAGAGGCAACACAAACAGCACUUUCAGCAGGGCGUACGUGCUCUGUCCGGUUCCCCCCUCCUCCGUCGUGCCAGAAACUCUCGCCGGUAUCCGUCUCUUUGCUGGCGUUGCAGAGGCGGCCUUGAACCGUCUCCGCUCUCCGCUCAUCACGCUAGGCAGGACGUAUCCAAGAUGAGCAAUGCAUGCGAAUGCUGCCACAGAAAGCUGAGGUUCAUAAGACAGAUUAAAGGAAACUUCAUGCAUAGCAUGGUCAUACCAGAGUGCUUUGUGAAGUAUUUUGGAAGAAAGAUCCCGGAAAGCGUCAUACUAGAAGCUCCUAAUGGUAACAUAUAUGAUGUUGGAGUUACUGAGAGUAUGAACAGAACAAUCCUCAAGUCUGGAUGGGCGGAAUUUGUUGCUGCCAAUAUAAUAGAAGAGAAUUAUUCCUUGAUGUUUCGAUACCUUGGAAAUGCCCGCUUUGAGGUUACAAUUUUUGAUUCCAAUGGCCAGGAGAAAGCCUUGUGCUGUGCUGGGAUGAAAACUGCCUCUGAUGUGAAAACACCAAACAGUCACUAUGUUGGUAAUUCAAGCAGUUCACGUCAUGGCACUACUCAGUUGUCAUCGGGUGAAGGAUCAGAUUCAGAUGGAUGCCCAAAGGAAAUCUCAUGCCAUUAUUGUGAAUCAGCAAAGAUGGCUGCAUUAUCUUAUACUUCUGAUGAAUUUUCGGAAGACAAUCCAUCUGCAGAUGCAUCAAUGGAGUUCGACGGUCUUCAGAUGCUCCCAAAAGACUGUGUCUUAUCAGGGCGAUGCGCUCUUACAGUAGCACAGAAAACAAAAAUACAUGCAUUCGUAGCUGAAAUUCAACCGAAAAUUCCAGUGCUUGUUGUAAUGAUGAAGAAGACAAAUGUUGAACCUAAGACUGAUCUGGUAAUACGCAAGGACUAUGCGCUCAUGCACUUUCCAUGUGAAAGCCAAACAAUCACCCUCCAGGUGCCUGGGAAGAGCAAGGAUUGGCAAUGCAAUUUACGCGUCAGGCCUGAUGUUGGGUGCAACCUACGCUUAGGCAACUUUGUCCAUGACAAUAGUGUUAAAGUGGGUGAUAUCUGCCUCUUUCAACCAAUGACAAAUGCUAAGCAGGGAACAUUCAAAAUGAUUGUCCAUCUCCUUCAAAAAGCAAGCAUUGAUCAUUCUCCUGGUGGAAGAACUGACAUUGGCUUAAAUGAUGGAUGGACAAGCACAGAGGUGGCUGGUGUUAAGGAUGAACCCCCUGCCGAUGGUGAAGAGAUCUCCUUUUCGGAUCGUGAAAAGCAUGGAGCCUCUAAAAGUUCUGAGGGAAAUUCUGUGGAGUCUGAUUACCGUCAGGUGCUUCCAGAUGAUAUUGUCUUAUCAGGGCGUUGCUAUCUUACGGAAGAACAGGAGGUGAAAAUACAAGCACUUGUAAGCAGAAUGCGACCUAAAAUCCCGGUGCUUGUUGUAGUGAUGAAGAAGACCAAUGUAAAACCAUAUGGUAAUCUGGUUAUACGCAAGGAUUAUGCACUCCAGUACUUUCCAUGUGAAGAUACAAAUAUCAUACUCCAAGUGCCUAUGAAAAAAACUACCUGGAAGUGCAAAUUGCAAGUCAGGCCAUCUGGCGUGUCUGAUGCAGGUCGGCGCAACCUUUAUUUGGGUAACUUUGUUAGGGACAAUCAUGUCAGAGAGGGUGAUAUCUGGCUCUUUCAACCAAUGGCAAAUGGUAAGAACGGAAGAUUCAAAAUGAUUGUCCAUUUCCUUCACAAAGCGAGCAUUGAUCAUUUCACUGAUAGAAGAACUGGCAUUGGCUCAAAUUAUGGAAGGACAAGCACAAAUGUCACUGGUGUUAACGAGCAACCACCGACUGAUGGUGAAGAGACCUCCUCUUCAGACCAUGAAGAGCAUGGAACCUCUGAGAGUUCUGAAGGAGCUUCUGAUCCUCCUUUCAUUCUGCCAGGCAGAAUUCGUCUAACACCAGCGCAGGAGAAGAAAGUGUUGGAAAAAGUUGAAGAAAUUGAGAGAGAACUACCCAUUUACGUUGCGAUCAUGAACAAGAUAAAUGUCUGUCGCCGCAAUACCUCUCCCAUCUUAAACUUUGGUGUACGGUACGCUACCACAUAUCUUGAAAAGAAGCACGCUACUGGGCAUCAUGGAAAGGAGGGUGUCAUCAGUUUGGUGCUUCAGCGUGAUCGGAAGAGGGGGACGUGGGCCACUGAGAUGCGAUGGUCUACCCACCGCACGGGCCCUCAGCUGAGGGUUGUCAAAGGAUGGCCCUCGUUCUCCCGUGCCAACCACCUGCGGGAGGGGGACCUCUGCCUCUUCAAGCUGAUGAACAAUGAGGAGCUGCUCAAGAUGGUGGUCUACAUCAUUCGCCGUGAGAAAUGUUAGCCUGAAGCAAGUCUUGCAUGUUGCUCUGAUGAUUUGGAACUCUGAGAGUGGAAUGUGGUUCAAAUGAGGAGUGAUACCCCAAGAAACUUAUGUGCUUUCUGUCCUUGCAGGAUAUUUCAGUUGUUUGUUAGUUAUAUCAGAGAUUUGUUAUCUGCAUUCUAGAGUUAUUUUGGGUGGUCAAGUUUGAACAACUUAUCUAAUAUCUGUACUUUUGGACGUUAUCUCA